Messenger RNA from Diaporthe amygdali, 1941 nucleotides. RefSeq lists its product as uncharacterized. Gene Ontology annotation, molecular function: RNA polymerase II C-terminal domain phosphoserine binding; DNA binding. Gene Ontology annotation, cellular component: Cdc73/Paf1 complex. Lineage: Eukaryota; Fungi; Ascomycota; Sordariomycetes; Diaporthales; Diaporthaceae. The record is from RefSeq and is a predicted model, not a curated record. The transcript is spliced from 4 exons. Bases 1 to 1941 code for a protein of 646 amino acids.
AUGUCCGACUUUGGAGACCCCGAUGACAUGCUGCUCGCCCUCGCAGGCGGUGGCGAUGGAUCCUCUGAUGAAGCAUCCGAUGCGGGUAGCCGAGGUCGCAGCCGCAGUCGCAGUCGUGGCCGGAGUCAGAGCCGGAGUCAAAGCCGCAGCCGCAGUCCUGAGCGAUCAGAGAGCGCCCAGCCUGCGGAGCGCUCAUCUCCACGGAGCCCCGCGACAAAGAAGACGCCGGCAAAAAAGUCCCAGGGACGCAACAAAGCUGACUCCGAAGAUGAGGGUGAAGCCUCCGAUCCAGGUACUCCUCGCUCGCAAUCAUCGGUGCCAAUGGAUGAAUCCGACUCUGAUGCGGAGUCCGAUGCGGCCCAGGGCAAGGAACCCGACGAAGGCGAGAACAGGUACCCGGUCGAAGGACUCUACAAGAGCUACGAAGAAAAGGAAGAGAUCAUGGCCAUGCGAGAGUUCGAGCGAGAGAGGAUCCUUGAGGAGAGACACGCGGAGAGGAAUCGGGCCAAGACCCUGGCCACGUUGAGGCAGAUGGUUCAGAACACAGAGCAGGGAGAGAAGCAGAAGAAGCGCAAGGCUGGCGCCGCCGAGCUUGAGGAGGGCCAGCGUAAGACGUCCCGACCUCGCACCACGUCGAAGACCACCAAAGCGCUCCCUACAGCCCUCGAUAACCUCAAGCGUGCACGAGCGGAGAAGCAGGAUCGCCGUCGCAAGGACGAAGAGCGACGCCGAGACCGCCGAUCGCCUUCAUACCGGAGCGGCUCAAGCCGCAGCCGCAGCCGCCAUUCCGACGAUAGCGACGUCGAGUGGGCUGGAGCGACCAAGAAGAGAUCAAAGACUCCGGAGAGAGCUCUGCCUUCCGAACUUCGAGACAUUGAGAGAUGCCGCCUCAGUCGCACCCGCUUUGCCAAGCUCAACUUCUGGCCAGGUUUCGAGGAGACGGUGAAGGGCUGCUACAUACGCAUUCACAUCGGGCCUGACCCUAACACGAGACAGCCCGUGUACCGAAUGGCAGUCAUCAAAGGCGUCACCACGGGUCGACCAUACGCUGUUGAGAAUGAGCAGCAUAAGACCAUUGUCACAGAUCAAUAUGUGAUCGGUGCGCAUGGCAAGGCUGAGAAGGAAUGGCCCUACAUCGCUUGCUCUGAGAGCCCCUUCACUGAAGCCGAAUGGAACCGCUAUCAAAUCGUCUGCGGAAAGGACGGUAUAACAAUUCCCAAGAAGCCAGAGCUGGCGCAAAAGGUCGACGACAUCAAUAGACUCCUCAACCGUAGCUGGACCGACGAGGAGCUGUCAGAGAAGCUCAAGCGCCAGACCCUACUGAGAGAUAAGUUCAGCGGCGCCGAGAGGGCAAGACUCGAGCAGGAGAUCGCCGAAGCCCGCAGGCAUGGCAACGACACGCUCGCGGACGAACUGCAGGAGAACCUGGAUAAGAUGCCGGCCCCUCGCCUAGCCUUCUCAACCACACUGAAGAAGGCGAGCCCGGUAAAGCCCAGCGGCCCGACGCAGCAGGACCGCCUGGCCGAGAAGAACCGCCUCAACCGACAGCUCAACGCGAAGCAGGUGCGCGAGGCGCAGAUAGCGGAGCGGCGCAAGGCGCGGGAGGUCCUCACGGACAAGGGCGGCGACGACACGGACGGCGGUGAUCCGUCGUCCCGCCGCGCGGGGGCGAGGAAGAAGUUCGCGGCCGGGGCCCGGGACGGCGGCGGCGGCGGCGGCAACAACGUGCUCAACUCGACGGCCGGCAGCGGCGCCAGCACCCCUGCGAACGGCACCCCCAAGCUGGGCGCGCAGAACCCCGUGCCGCCGCACGUGGCGAAGCUGCGCGAGCAGCAGGAGGCCGCGGCGAACGGCAAGGGCGGCGUGCCCAAAAUCCACCGGGCGCUGACGGACGAUGAUAUCAUCGGGUCUCUGGAUCUGGACAUCGAUGUCGAGAUCUGA